Molecule: messenger RNA, 1187 nt
Organism: Theobroma cacao (cacao)
Lineage: Eukaryota; Viridiplantae; Streptophyta; Magnoliopsida; Malvales; Malvaceae
Source: RefSeq, a predicted model, not a curated record
AGAAAGGGAAAAGAUGAGAUGCCUAUCCCAAACUAAUAACAAACAAUGAAAACAUCCCCCACACAAAAACAGUCAAAAGUUGAGGGGAGGGGGGGCUGUGAGCACCCCAAUCCUUUUUGUUUCACCCAUUUUCACCUCACUAAUGAGUGCUAAGGGCAAAAGCAAAAGAAAACAACUUUGAGUGGGGGGAGCUAUAUCAUACAUAAUUGCGCUUCCUUGUAUAUCCAUUCUUGCAUCUUUUCUCAAGCUGAAAAUUCCAUUGCAUAGAUCUCCGACCUCCCAAAGAAUUAAGCUGUUUUCCAAUCUCUUCCAUGUAAAGCAAAGUUACAAUCAUUUGGAGACAACCUUCUUACUAAUAUAUAGGAUAUAUUUCUUCGCCAUUUUUUUUUUGGUUGAUCAAAUAGCUAUAAUAAAUAAAGCUGGGUUCUGGUCAUGGUAUCAGGAUAUAUAGAAAGGAUUUAAGCUUGUUCGUCUGCACUCCUGGCGGCGUCGGCGCAGAACAGGUGCACCGCUUUAGUGUGCUCUUGCUAUGUACCAUCGAGGAAUUUUGAUAGCAAAGGUGAUCAAGAGAACAGCAGAAGCAGUGGUAGCAGCAACAUCAAGAAACGGUCUGCUGUGGAAAAGAAAGAUGGGGUCAUGGAAGAAGUUGGUAAUGAUGAAUCACAAGGCCAAGACAGGAUCAGCAAUGGAAGUGGUGGCAGCAACAGUGGAUGCAGUGGGACUUAUAAUGGGCCUCACAUUGAACUGAUUCCCACUCGCAAGAGUAAUCUCAAGAAACCUACUACAGUAGAUCAGGAGAAUCAGUUAAAGACAGAAAGGAGGAAAGUGAGUUGGCCAGAUGCUCAUGGAAAAGAUAUUGCUCAUGUUCAGGAGUUUGAGCCAAGGACAUUUAUGAAAUGAAACAUGGCAGGGACAACAAAAGGUCGCAUGUGUUUCACAUUUACAGCAACUAGCAGCCUUACAAUGAUGAAUCCAGUGAGGAUAGAAAGAGAAAUGGCGCAGCUAGUUGACCACUAAAUUUCACAUAGGGUCUUGUUAACCAGGACACUUGUUAAGCUUAUUGUUUAACUGAAUUUUUUAGUUUAGACAUCGAAAAUAAUCACUGCCUUUUAAUAUGAAAAUACUUUCAGAUAUAUAGCAAUGCAACGAGUGUUGUCAGGAUACUUGUUAGCAUUACCUUUCAUAUA